Messenger RNA from Mandrillus leucophaeus (drill), 542 nucleotides. RefSeq names its product UFM1-specific peptidase 1 (non-functional) (gene UFSP1). The record is from RefSeq and is a predicted model, not a curated record. NCBI's taxonomy places the organism in Eukaryota, Metazoa, Chordata, Mammalia, Primates, Cercopithecidae. The annotation marks the transcript as partial. The transcript has a single exon.
GGUGACAAGCCCCCCGGGUUCCGCGGCUCCCGGGACUGGAUCGGCUGCGUGGAGGCCAGCCUCUGCCUCGCUCACUUCGGAGGGCCCCAGGGACGCCUCUGCCACGUACCCCGGGGAGCGGGGCUGCAUGGGGAGCUGGAGAAGCUUUACUCCCACUUCGCAGGGGGCGGGGGCCCAGUCAUGGUUGGAGGGGACGCGGAUGCCAGGUCUAAGGCCUUGCUGGGAAUCUGCAUCGGGUCAGGCACGGAAGACUAUGUCCUGGUAUUGGACCCUCACUACUGGGGCGCUCCAAAAAGCCCCAGUGAACUACAAGCUGCUGGGUGGGUGGGCUGGCAAGAGGUGAGUGCAGCCUUUGACCCCAACUCCUUCUACAACCUGUGCUUGACCAGCCUUAGCUCCCAACAGCAGCAACACACCUUGGACUGAGGGCAAAGUUACAGAACUGAGAUUCUCGGGUCCCAGACAUGCACCUUUGUACCACCCACUGGUGUCCCUGCAGAGCCUGGCGCUUUUGACAUCAAUAAUAAAAGUGGCAGGGCUGA